AUGGGUCUCUUCACCUACUUCAGCCUUGGAUUCUUCGGGUUCCUGGUCUUCAGUGCUUUCCUGGGAGCCGAGGCUGAUACCUGCGCCAGGGAGUGGCUGCAAAACCAGGGCAACUGCUAUGCGUAUUUCAAUGCUAAGUUGACGUGGCAAGAGGCUGAGAUUGAGUGUCAGAGCUACGGCCGUGGGGCACACCUUGCCUCUGUCCUCACUAAGGCAGAGACGCUCUUGGUGGCCGAGCACAUCUCCACUUACCAGCAAGAAAUAAGUGACGUCUGGAUCGGGCUCCACGAUGUCCGGCAGACCAGGAAAUGGAGGUGGGCUGAUGAAUCAACCUACAACUACAAGGCAUGGAUGACCCACCAGCCGGACAACUUCCGCAAAGCUGAGCACUGCGUGGAGCUGCGACGAUCCACGGGUUUUAAACUGUGGAACGACGUGCCAUGCAAGAAACUCAACGCCUACAUCUGCAAACAUGAACUCUAGAGAAGACUGUAGCUCCCAACUCUGCCUGCAACUGGGUCCAACAUCAAUCAAGAGAUCAGCUGAUCUGGUGGACGACUCUCUGAUGCCAUUACCUUCUCCAUCCCAUAAGCCGAAGACCAGCAUGCCAUCUCCAAGGAGCUGCUUCUUUUCUCUAAGUCUUCCCUUUAAUCCCUUUUUUUGUGUGUGUGGGUGCAGGCACAGUGUAAUGUUAAUAAAGUCUUUCU
Messenger RNA from Rhineura floridana, 707 nucleotides. RefSeq names its product C-type lectin Cal-like. Lineage: Eukaryota; Metazoa; Chordata; Lepidosauria; Squamata; Rhineuridae. The coding region runs from base 1 to 483 and encodes 160 amino acids. Gene Ontology annotation, molecular function: signaling receptor activity. The transcript has 5 exons. The record is from RefSeq and is a predicted model, not a curated record.